Molecule: messenger RNA, 2312 nt
Organism: Conger conger (European conger)
Lineage: Eukaryota; Metazoa; Chordata; Actinopteri; Anguilliformes; Congridae
Gene: ftr82
Product: finTRIM family, member 82
Exons: 7
Coding region: 147-1871 (574 amino acids)
Molecular function (GO): zinc ion binding; protein binding
Source: RefSeq, a predicted model, not a curated record
CGCCUGCACACUCACGCAGGGCAGAGCUCCGCCUGCUUUCAAUCAGUAACCUUUGGAAUUCAGAAAUACAAGUAGGUCCUCCAGUACCUAGCGCAAAGCAUUCUGUGUAUUGUGGGAGUUGUGAGUCUACGUGCAGGUGUGGAAAGAUGGCUGAGCCCAUGUCUCCAGACUACUUCAGCUGCCCUCUCUGCGUGGGCAUGCUGAGGGAUCCCGUGGCCAUACCCUGCGGCCACAGCUUCUGCAUGGACUGUAUCAGCAACUACUGGAAUGAGGCCGACUACACGGGAAUCUACAUCUGCCCUCAGUGCAGGAUCACUUUCACCCAGCGGCCCGUGCUGCGGCCAAACACAAUGCUGACCAAAGUGGCGGAGAAGAUGAAGAAGUCAGGCCUCAACCCGCCGGCCGGAGUUCCAAACAACAGCUACGCCGGCCCUGGGGACGUGCCUUGCGACUUCUGCACGGGCAAGAAGUUCAAGGCCGUCAAGUCGUGCCUGAACUGCCUGGCCUCGUACUGCGACAAGCAUCUGAAGCCCCACUAUGAGUCAGCCACCUUCAAGCGCCACAAGCUGGUGGACGAGCUGGGAAACUUGGACCGCAAGAUCUGUCCCCAGCACCAGAAGUCCCUGGAGCUCUUCUGUCGGACCGACCAGAUGUGCAUCUGCGCUCUCUGCACGGUCAGCGAGCACAGGGGCCACGACAUUGUCUCUGCCGAGGCUGAGAGGACUGAGAAGCAGAAACUACUGGGAGUUUCGCAGGUGGAAAUCCGUCAGAAAUGCCAGGAUAGGAUGAAGGAAUUGGAUGAGCUAAGAACAGCAGUGGAUUCUCUCAAAAGCUCAGCACAGCGGGCCAUGGCUGAGAGCGAGAAGCUCUUCAGCGAGAUGAUCCGCUCGAUCGAGAGGAUGCGCGCCGAGGUCAGCAAGCUCAUCGGCAUCAACGAGAAGGCAGCCUUCAACCAGGCAGAGGGGUUGGUGGAGAGGCUGGAGCAGGAAAUUGAAGAGUUAAAGAAGAAAGAGUCAGGACUGAAACAGCUGCACAGCACAGAGGACCAUAUACAUUUCUUACAGAACUUCAAUUAUCUCUGCACCCCUACUGAUGAUGGAGUAAUACCCAGGGUGUCACUCAACCCAGACUUCUCAUUUGGAGCUGCCAGGAAAGCUGUGGCUGAAAUUAAGGAGCGUCUGGAAGAACUGAGCAGGGAGGAAUUAAUGAAGAUCUCCAAAUCAGUGAAUGAAACUCCAGUGUACACAAUGGAGAACCGGACAAGGGAGAGAACCAUUAGAGCUAAAGAGACGACCAUGGUGGAUAGUGCUCAACCUCCUGAGCCCAGGAACAGAUCUGACUUUUUGAAAUACUUCUGCCAGCUCCGAUUGGAUCCCAGCACUGCAUACAAAGAGCUGCACCUGUCUGACGGCAACAGAAAGGUGAUCCGGACCAGGGACCUGCAACCAUACUCAGAGAACUCCGAGAGGUUCGACAGCUUCGCCCAGGUGCUCUGCCGGGAGGCCCUGUCAGGGGGGCGCUUCUACUGGGAGAUCGAGUGGAGCGGGGAGUUCUCCAUCGGGGUGGCCUACAAAGGGAUCAGCCGGAAAGGCAAGGGGUCCCUCUGCCUCCUGGGGUACAACGAAAAGUCCUGGAGCCUGCUGUGCUCUGACUCGGGCUACUCGGCCUGGCACAACAGGGUGGACAAGGCCAUAAACGCUGCUCACUCCCCCAGGAUAGGAGUCUAUUUGGACCACAUCGCUGGGAUCCUGUCCUUCUACAGCAUAGGGGAGACUAUGACCCUCCUGCAUAAGUUUGAGACAACGUUUAAGGAGCCACUGUAUCCCGGCUUUGGAGUGGGCACUUCUGUUAAGAUCUGUCAGCUGAAAUGAUCAAGGUGCUCAUUGUAUGAAAAACCAAAAAAACAUUUACAAUGUACCAUACGGCAUUAACUUUUUUUUGAUUGUAUUAGUUUUAUAUCUGUUUUUAUUGUGAAUUUAUGUACCCAUAUUCUCUGUUAAGGAGGGUUUGUUUCAGUAUUUUCCUUCAAGAACUGUCACUUACUGAUAUUAAUAUUGAUCUUAAUAUUCAUCCCUGAAUAUGAAAAUAUAUUUAGGAAUUUUUUGUUGACAUGCAUGCUAAAAAGAAUACAUUCCUUUAAUAUAUUCAUGAUCCAGCACAGUUAUUUUUUACACUUGAGUACUAAUCUUUUUAUGUUCAUUCAUAUCAUUAAAAUAAAUGUAAUACCAGCACAACAGUAACACAAUGAUUACUGCUUUUCUUUGUUGAAACACAGCAAUAAAUAUUUUCAAUAAACUUUUCAACAUAUAAAA